Blepharisma stoltei is the source of this 3957-nucleotide messenger RNA. NCBI's taxonomy places the organism in Eukaryota, Ciliophora, Heterotrichea, Heterotrichida, Blepharismidae. The record is from the annotation of a GenBank genome assembly.
AUGCACAGAAAUGAACAGAUAACCUCAAGAUAUAAAGAGAAGAUCUUAAGUAGUUAUCUAAAAGAAACAAUGAUAGCAGAAGAAAAAAUAAAAUCUGAUGAAUUACUCAUGGGUUCAAUAAUAUUGCCAAAACAAGCACUCUUCAGAAAUAUCUCCAAUAAAUUAUUUACGAGAAUUUGCUUAACGAACGAAAGAAUAGAUUAUUGCAAGGAUCUUCUUUUACUAAUUGGCUUGAUUAAUUCAAUCACCAUAAGAAAUCAUGAGAAAUGCUCUCAAAGUUUAUAUCAGCCAAUAGCUGAGCCAGAUAAUCAGCUUCUUUGAAAACUGGCAAAAAGUAAAACUUUGGGCAAGAGUGUGAUGAUUUCUAAGAAAGAUAUCGAGCUUUCAAAAAUAAAGAGGCUGAUACGUGAAAUUAAUUCUUGCAAUGAUGCUGCUUUUAUUGAAGUAAGCAUUCUCAAUAAAACUUCCUUCAUCUGUCAAAGCGACUUAUUGGCUCUUAUUCCAGAUUAUUUAACUCCUGAGCUGCAAGAACUUCUAUAUAAAAUAAUUUUGCUUUCAAAAGAAUCAGGUACAGUUUCGCUUGCCGCAAGUAAUGCAGCAACAAUCUUGAAUCGCUCAAGUUUUACUUGAAAGAAUUUGGAUUUGUCAGGUAUAAAAAUUCCUUUUGCUGACCUUUCAAGAGGGCUUUUCAUCAAUGUCAAUUUUGAAAAUAGCGACUUGCAAGGAGUAAAUUUCCAGCAAUCCUCAAUUGAAUUUGCAAAUUUUAAUGGCUGCAAUCUAUCUGAUAUUUCUUUUGAUGAAAUUUUACACAUAAAAGCUGCUAUGUUUGGGAUAAUCAGUUAUCUUAGUUUUUCAGCUUGUGGGAAAUAUCUUGGAUUUAUGGACUCGAAAUUUAAUAUUUGGAGUGUUGAUGAUCAAAAGGAGGUAAAUAAAUUCGGAAAAAUUUUGAAACAAGUAUUAUCGUUUUCUUUUUCAAAUGUUGGAAGUUAUAUUGCGAUGUGUAUUAAAAGCCAUAUUCAAAUAAGAGAUAUAGAAUCUGAAAAAAUUAUAUAUGCUUUUUGGACUGAAUCUGUCAUUGAUUGUAGAAGUAAUAGGAGUUUGACAUCUCAGCUACUUUAUAGUGCAUUAAUUUAGAUUAUAAGAGAGAAGCUCAAAGUGCAUUCUCCACAUUGUUUCGCUUGACUGCCAGUCGUCUGCUUAUUAUAUACCGCUCCUGCGGGACGAGGGCUUGCACACUAACUUGAAGGGUAGUGGUCUAGGUCACUGUGCUGCGUGUCAGCAGAGUUGCCUUUCUAGAAAAUUCAAAAAUGGAUUUUUUGUUGGGCUAUCAACCAAGAUGGAUUUCGUAACUAAUGAUCCAGCGACUGGUAUCGCUCCUGGAAUGUACCUGAUCGGCACUUUGGACGCCAGAUCAUGUGGUGUAGUGAUCGCCUUCUCUUGCUGAAAAUUCUUUUUCAACUCCGAAAACCAUCUUCCUCUGAGAUAAAAACCUUGACUUGAUAUAAACUGCGGUCACCAGGCUAAGUAAAGCCAGCUGGAUACAAAUUUCCAAAGGCUAGAUUUUCUUCCACAAGAUUCCUUUGCUUCCUAGCUGCAGAUGCAAGUUGGCUCAGUACUGCAUUUUAAUAUAUAUGGCAUCUCAACUCUCAUAAGUAUACACAAACUCAAGGGGAAAUUUGAUUUUGUUUUAUUCUCUCCAAGCAAUGCUUAUCUUUUUGCAAUGUCAAAAAAUACUGCUUAUUUUUGGAACCCAGAAACUUUUGAAUUGCUUUCAAAGCUUGAUAAUUGAGCUGUGCAGAGAGAAUUUAUAAGAUUUUCCAGAAACUCUAAAUAUAUUGCAGGAUAUUAUGGUUGGGUAAUCACGAUUUGAGAAGUUGCCACAAAAAGAAAAAUUGAUCUCGCAUGGCCAUUUAACAAUUAUCUGGGCUUAUCUUUUUUUCCAAACGAAAGGUAUCUCUCUAUUACGAGUGACAAUCGUGCUGAGCUUUGAGAUUUCAACCAUCAAGGAAGACUCAUGAAACUUAAUAUUUGCUCGGACAUUAAACAGAUUAAUUUUUCACCAUGUGGAAAGUUUGCCCUGCUGUUGUGUCUCAGUCAGAAAUUGAAGAUCUGAGAUAUUGAAUCAAAUGAACAGAUUGAACUUUUUGAAAAAUGCAUGAGUAAACACGAGCUGAUAGCAAUUUCUCAAUGUGGAAAAUGAAUAGCACUCAGCAGAUUCGAUAGCUUAAUUAAAGUUGUAAAAGUGCCAGACAAAAGCCGUAUUAGACCCAGUAAUUUCACUUUCUCUCUUAUUUAAAUUGGAACAAGAAAUAGGUAAAAUUUCCAUUUUUUGGGUGCUUUAAUCCUAUGAAAAUGUAAUUUUUAUAAUUCGUUUUAACCUAAUUUAAUAGAAAAAAAUGCAGGUAGAAUGCUAUUUAAACAGUUUUCAAGCUGAGUGGUUAAUUUUUUAAAAAUUCUAAUCAAUUAUUUUUAUAGAGAAAAAUUUUUAAAAAAAAAAAUAUUAACCUCCGAACGAAAUUUUUAAAGGAAAGGAGUUAGGGGUCUCCUGUGUUUCUUUGUCUGGAUCAGGUCGAUAUUUAGCUACAGGUCAUUUUAACUAUAAAAUCAAGGUUUGAGAUAUGAAAAACUUUGCACUUAUUGGAUCCUUUGGAGAGCUGGAAGAUAGCAGCCAAACCAAUGUUUUAUCAAUUACCUUUUCACCAUCUGAAAAAUAUCUUGCAUUUGAAAUGUCACGAAAAAUAUAUAUUUACGACAUUUUUACAAAGCAGAAGCUCGACAUUGUUAAUCCAACAAUCUACCUGCAAGUUUUGUCAAUGGCAAUCUCUUACUGUGGUAAAUACAUAGCAUAUGCAGAAAGCAGUGGAUUCUGCUGGAUAUAUGAUUUCGUUAAUUCUGAUAUCUUUAGAACAUUUGAGACUGGCCAAUGCAUGCGAAGUAAAGUGCUCUUUUCUCCAUGUCAAAGAUACUUGGCAUAUAGUUAUAAAAACUCUGUCCGCUUAUGAAGCUUUGAAAACCAAAUAUUUACUUCUUUCGAAGCCUUUGAUGCUGCAUUUGACUUUUCUCCUUGCAAACAAUUUUUAGCGAUCUUGAGUACUGGGUACUCAAUUCAAAUAUGAGAAUUAAAUAAUUUCGAGAAAACAAGUGAAAUAAAGCUGCACGAUAUUGAUAGUUAUAUUUUUAGCUUCACAUAUUCUCCAUCUGGCAAAUAUAUGAUAUGCUAUCACAAAUACUCCAGAACAGAAGAAAAAAUAAUUUUGAGUAUUUGAAAUUCCCAAACUAAGAAGCAAAUUACUCAUUUUGAUUCACAUAGCAAAUUUUAUGGUAAGGCCUUAAAUAUGUAUGAUGUUUAUUCUGAUAAUAAUUACUUACUCCCCCCUCCGUGAGUGAACACAACUAUUAAAAAAAAUCGCUAUUUUUUGCCCAAAAAUCCACCCUCCGUGAGCGAACAAAAAUUUUUUUAUGGAAAAAAAAUUGAUAAAUAAAUGAUAAUUAUUAUAACAAAAUCUAGAGCUAAUUCAGUUUGAUUUUAAACGAAUUGCUUUUUAAAACAUAAAUUUCAUAAAUUAAAUUAAUAUUUGCUUUCCAAUUUUUGUGAAUUAGGAUUUUUUUAAAUUUCGAAAAAAAAAUUUUUUAUAAAAUUUAUAUAUAAGUUUUUUAAAAAAAAAGAAAUAAACCCCCUCCGUGAGUGAACAAAAUUUUUUGUUCCCUCACGGAGGGGGGGAGUUAGCAUGCGCUGGCAGUUAUUUUGUUUGUGCAGGAAAUGACGGAGCAAUAAAAAUAUGAAACCUCGAUACCAUUACCAGGGGUUUGCCUCUGGAAUUGUCUCUAGAGCAUAUUUUAAACUUUGGAAAUAUGCAUGUCUUUAACUGCAGUUUUCUUGAUGCUAUUAUAUCAGAGAAAGCCUUAAAAUCUAUUUUAGGAUUGCCAUAUCACUAUUUUAUAGACAGAAUAAAAUAG